Molecule: messenger RNA, 1561 nt
Organism: Hymenoscyphus albidus
Lineage: Eukaryota; Fungi; Ascomycota; Leotiomycetes; Helotiales; Helotiaceae
Source: the annotation of a GenBank genome assembly
CCACAUCUCAGGAGCCGAGCUUCGCAUCGCAUCGCAUCGCCUCCAAGAACUACUGGGAGAGCGUCGACGAGCAAUGUAUAACGUAGAACAAAUCAAUCAAUCGAGUCAAGGGAGUCCGGCCCGUAAACCGAACGUUGCAGAAUCGCGAACGACUUCGAUUCACCAUAUAGCGCGAGAGCUCCUCGUGGCCUCCUAGACGUGAUGCUUUCCUGGCUGUCGGUUAUGAUAUCUUCUUGACCGCCCAAUUCGCAUCGACGUUGCUCUGCGAUUUGAAUGUAUAUGGUCGAGCGUUCUCGUGGUUGGAGUUUGUGAAGAAGUCUCGAGGUCUGAAAGACCCUCCCCAUCCUACCUCAUAUCUGCGCGGGCCUCGCUUCCGGCAGGCGCCACCAACACCGACCACGAUGUCCUCAACCCCCACCAAAGAACACCACAAAGCAAAAUCUUGGUACACUUGGCUGCUUUCAUUGCUCCCAACUACCAAAAAUUCUCCAAAAUCCUUCUCCGCCAUGCCACACAUCCAAAAAUGGACGGUCACGGAGCCAUAUCUUAAUAUUCACUGUGGUUUGGGUGAGGGGCCAUACUACGAGACCGUGCGGAAAACCCUUCGCUUCGUCGAUAUCAAAAACAAACGCCUCCAUACUGUAGAUCUGGGUAUUGGCCCAGAGAGUUUAAAGACUUUGCAGUUUGACGUUUCAAUUGGCAUCACGGCUGAUAUUGAGGGGGUUGACUCGAGUGAGAAGAUUGUUGUGGGUGGCAAGAGUGGGAUUUAUCUUUUGGAGAGGAAGACGGGCACAUUAGAGUUGUUGAGGAAGUUUCAUGAGGAUGAAGAGAAGAGUGAGAGAAUCCGAAGUAAUGAUGGCGCUGUUGAUCCUGCUGGGAGGUUUUGGGUUGGUGCUAUGAAUGAUUUUUGGGUUGGGCCGCCCAAGGAUGAAGGUUGGUGACUUCUUUUGCUGUCUUUGGCAAUGUCCUCUUCAAUAUUAUUAUACCUCAGCCCAUUCCUUCUCAUGUUCUGACUGUUUCGACAUUUUCACCCAAAAUAUGAGGAUCUGGAAAUUCUGAUUGACCUUAACAAGGUACUCUAUAUCGUUUUCACGGCGACAAAACUCUCCAUCCCAUCCGCGACUCUCUCACAAUUCCCAACGGUCUCGGCUGGUCAAAAGACCUCAAAACAAUGUACUUCACCCACUCAACCGAAAAGCGAAUCCUAGCAUUCGACUACGACGUCACAACCGGAGAUAUUACCAACGAACGUACAUUCUGGCAACACGACGGUAACGGCGACCCCGAUGGAUUCGUCAUGGACGUAGAGGGUUAUUUCUGGCAAGCAAUCUAUGGCGAAAGUCGAGUUUUGAAAAUAUCUCCAGAGGGUAAGGUAGUUGGUGAGAUUAAAUAUCCAACCAGAGCUAUUACUUGUCCUGUGUUUGUUGGGACGGAAUUGUGGGUUACGAGUGCCGAUGAGGAAGAUCAGAGUGAGGUUGAGAGUAAGAAAUAUGGGGGUGGAGUUUUCAGGGUCGAUGUUGGGGUUAGAGGGAAGGAGGAGUUUAAGUUUAAAAUAGGUUAG